AUGGUCAAGGAGCGCGUGGAGCUGUGCAGCGCGGUGAUGCUGCUGUCGGAUCUGCAUCGCAUGAAGAGCCCGGCAAGGAAGAUACUCAUGUUCCCACGGCUGUGGCUGGCGGAGGCCGAGGAGACGAAGAAGGACCCGCAAACGGCGACGACAUGGCGAUUACUACGGACAGCAGCGCGGCGUUACGGAGUCACGCUGGUUCCCAUGGAGCCCAUCGUUGACGGAGCAGAUGCGAAUCUGGCGUCCUCAUAUUCUCUCGCCAGCAUUUACUCGCUCGCCGAAUUUGAGAGGGUUGUGUAUUUGCAAGGCCCAGGCACGUUACUCGACGCGUCCGCGUUGGACUCGAUGCUGGCAUUCUCAAAGUCUGAGACGAUAGCCGCGUUCCCAGCUUCGCCAGAGAGGAAAGAACUCUCGACUUCUCUGCUUCUUGUACACCCGUCGAAGGACACAUUCCAGCAGUUAAAGGCGCAGAGAGCGUCUGCUUCCAUCUCAGAUCUGGAACUGUUUCGUGCAACAUUUCCGGCAUCUGAGUCGCUCAUUGCAGAUUGGACGCUGUCAAGGGGCAACCUGUACUACGAGUCACAAAGCCUCCGCGAGCCUGUCGACGAAUUCAAUGCCACAGCGUUUGAAGAAUCGACCACCUAUGUGCGAUUGUCAGACCCGGAAUUGCCCGGGCCAGAGUAUGAUGUGCCGUAUUCGGACCGGGUGCGCCUUCGGCCCAAGAACCGCGAGGCCGAAGAGGUAUGGAGCAGGCUGUACGAGGACUUCAGACAGCAGCGCAUGGACGUGUGCGGACUGGACCUCGAGUACAUGCCAGUGGUGCUGGACGGUCUGCUGUCGAAGACUGAGGCUGAGACGGAGCUAUGA
Molecule: messenger RNA, 867 nt
Organism: Parastagonospora nodorum SN15
Lineage: Eukaryota; Fungi; Ascomycota; Dothideomycetes; Pleosporales; Phaeosphaeriaceae
Exons: 1
Coding region: 1-867 (288 amino acids)
Source: RefSeq, a predicted model, not a curated record